AAUGUGACUGUUUUAACCAUAGUUCUCCGAUUAUUUGCUUAAGUUUAGGUUUCUGAUAUUCUGUUUUGGUGAGACUAUGUGGCAACACUCUCUGGUUUCCUUUGUUUUAUCUCCUUAUUUCUAUUUGUAACCUUUUUUAAUUUUUCUGAUGUUGAGUUUUGAUAACUUCUUUUCUUCUUUGAUUGUUUCAUGUGUUUGGAGGUUUACUCGCGACAAGAAAUCGAGACUGGUUCGGAAGAUUACUAAAAUUUUUACAAACAAAUUCGAUGGUCCUUUCUAUAGCUGGUCAUGUGUGCCUCGGGAUAGACAAGAAAGAUACUUUCUCGAGUUUGCGAAAACACACACCUGGGAUCCAUUAAUCACAGGGACUGUGCAAUAUCACUUCGAGGAGAUCAUCGCACGCCGCAUGAAAGACAUGGUUAGCGGCGUAAGGACUUCUCGAGUUCAACCUACGUGGAUUGGCAAAACUAUCUGGGAAACAAUGUGCGCUUACUGGGACACAGAAGAAGCUCAGGAAAGGAGUAAGACCUAUUCCAAUGCUCGUAUGUCUGACCGCAACGGUCUCGGUCCUCACAUCCACUUCUCAGGGCCUAAGUCUUAUCAAGAAAUCCAAGACGAUAUGGUAAGUUUAAUUCUGUUACUUCUUGUUAUUAAACUUUGUAACUAUGAAUUCAGACAUCUGUUUUGGAGAUGUUAAUAUCUGUUUAUUUGGUUACAUUGCAGGAAGAGGAAUUGGGAAGACCGGUAAGUCUUGGUGAAGUUUUCAUCAAGACACAUACAAGGCCGGAUGGUACAUAUGUUGAUCGGAAAGCGGAGAAGAUUGCAAAAACUUAUGAGCAGAAUGUGCUUGAUAGGUU
Arabidopsis lyrata subsp. lyrata is the source of this 857-nucleotide messenger RNA. RefSeq lists its product as uncharacterized. The record is from RefSeq and is a predicted model, not a curated record. Bases 149 to 697 code for a protein of 182 amino acids. NCBI's taxonomy places the organism in Eukaryota, Viridiplantae, Streptophyta, Magnoliopsida, Brassicales, Brassicaceae. The transcript has 2 exons.